GCGGCGAGCCGAGCUGACGCCGAGUCGGUUCAGCGUGCGCGGGGCUGCGUGGCUCGUGCUGCCGUUCUCGGAGACCGCCAGGGGCUCGAGAGAGGGCGGCCGCCCGCCCGCUCGGCCGCACGGCUCACCGCCGACAGCCAGGCCCGGAAGAAGCCGCCAUCUCGGCCCGAGUUACCCGCCGAGGCCGAAGGCCCAGCUGCAGCCUCGAGCUGCCGUCGGGGUGUCUGGCUCGCCGGCCCGGAGAGGAGUAAGGGUUCGUCAGCCAUGGCCAGUUCCCGGGUCUGCCGCACUUGCGGCUGCACCGAUAUCGACUUGGACCAGGCGCGGGGGGACGCGGUAUGCACGGCGUGCGGCUCCGUCCUGGAGGACAACAUCAUCGUGUCCGAGGUGCAGUUUGUGGAGAACAGCGGCGGCGGCUCUUCGGCCGUCGGGCAGUUCGUGUCCUUGGAUGGUCCAGGGAAAGCUCCAUCACUGGGAUCAGGAUUUCACACCAACCUUGGGAAAGAAUCACGCACACAAUCUUUACAGAAUGGUCGGCGACAGAUUCACCACCUGGGCAACCAGCUCCAGUUAAACCAGCAUUGCCUGGACACUGCUUUUAACUUCUUCAAAAUGGCCGUCAACAAGCGCCUGACUCGGGGCCGGAAAAUGAGCCAUGUGGUCGCUGCCUGCCUCUAUCUGGUCUGUCGGACGGAGGGGACUCCUCAUAUGUUGUUGGAUCUCAGUGACCUAUUGCAGGUGAAUGUCUAUGUACUGGGAAAGACCUUCCUUCUACUGGCCAGAGAGCUCUGCAUCAAUGCUCCAGCAAUAGAUCCCUGUUUAUACAUUCCCCGGUUUGCGCAUAUGCUGGAGUUCGGCAACAGGAAUCAUGAGGUGUCAAUGACUGCCCUGCGACUGUUACAGAGGAUGAAGAGAGACUGGAUGCACACAGGCCGACGGCCUUCGGGUCUUUGCGGAGCAGCUCUUCUCGUUGCUGCCAGAAUGCACGAUUUCCGAAGGACAGUAAAGGAGGUCAUUCGUGUGGUCAAAGUCUGCGAAUCGACACUCAGGAAAAGGCUGAAUGAGUUCGAGGAGACGCCAACCAGUCAGUUAACGAUUGAUGAGUUUAUGAAGAUCGACCUGGAGCAGGAGUGUGACCCACCUUCAUUCACAGCUGGAAAGAGGAAGGUUAGGCUGCAGCAAUUGGAACAAGAACUAUCCAAAAAACUGGCAGAUAUUGAAGGUGAAAUAACAAGUUACCAAGAUGAGAUUGAGACUGAACUGGAAAUCAUGCGACCAAGAUACCGCGGCGUGUAUGCAACGUAUGCCAAAAGAGAUGGACAGGAUGACGGUUCCUCAGUCGUCUCAUUAGGAGAGGAAGAGGGGGAGGAUGAAGAAUUGACAGCAGUGGCAAACCAUCUCAACAAGGAGCUCUGUGAUCACUUCCUCAAUGGAGAUCAAUCAAAGGACAAUGACACAGCAGAGGAAGAGAAGGAAUCAGAGCCUCCCCCCAAACCGCCCAACAUAUUGUCUCUGUUUGGUCCUCUCCCAACUGCAGCCAGUCUGGGGCUAAAGGAAUCCAUUGAGGAGUGCAUAGCAGCUGAAGAAUCUGAGGCAGGAGCUGAUCCUCAGAAAGGUGAACUUGACCUGAAUGGGAUUGAUGACCAGGAAAUCGAUAGGUACCUACUGAAUGAGGAAGAGGUGGAACAGAAGACGGAGCUGUGGCUGAAAGAGAAUGCAGACUAUCUGCAAGAGCAGAAAGCUAAGGAAGAGCGAAUAGCCAAAGAGAAGGAACUUGGGAUUUAUAAAGAGCAGAAGCCCAGAAAAUCCUCAAAGAAACGUGAGCCAAUCCAAGCCAGUACGGCGGGCGAAGCCAUAGAAAAGAUGCUGGAACAGAAAAAGAUCUCCAGCAAGAUAAACUACGACGUGCUGAGAGAUCUGAACAGCAAGGGCAGCAGCUCUCCAGUUCAAGAGGAGAGCGACAGCGGUAACCAAGCUGGCAGCGCCAGUGGCGGCAAGAGGGGAGCUACCCAGCGAAGAACGGCUGCCAGCUCCCGGAAACUGGCUGCACCCGUCAGCAACCUGGGCAAGAGGCUUCGACCACUGGUUUCUUCUGUUCCUCUGAAAAAGCUGGCGACCAGAGAGGCUCCGCCGUCUGAUUCAAUACCUGCUGAUGCUCAAGCCGCCCCAUCAGUGGCUGUGCUGGUGGAGAGUGGACCCGUGGUGUACAAUGAGGAAGAGGUCGAGGAGGAGGAGGAUCUGGAGGAGGAAGAGGAAAACUGCCUCAGUGCCCUCCAGCUGAUUGGUGGCAAUGAUUAUGGUUUUGAAGUGGAGGACGAAGAGGGAUUCUAAAGCUAAUCGGCACCUUCCCCAUGCAAGUCUCAGGAUCUGCGGGGAAAGUGGAAAGAUCCCCCCAAGCGUUGGGUGGAGAGGGUCUGUUGGUGGUAUUCCCUCCCUCCGGUGACAAGGAAGUGUUGUCACUGGCUGGUCCGGAACAUUGGCACCUCACCUGCACUCACCACUGAAGGACUGACUACCUGUUCGGAAAGUGAAGUGACCACCUGAGGCUUUUUGAUUUUCUUUUAGUUUAUUUUUGUACAGAAGCUCCUAUUUAUUACCGUUAAUUUGAAUAAUUUCGUUUUCUAUUCCUGUACGAUUAACAUUCUGUGGAGCAGAGGUGCGAGAGUGGGAGCGGCGAGAGUAGACAGGUUGGCCUAUUGAAAACCCAGGGAAUACCUCAAGAGCCAAUGCAAGGGACAGAGCUGUCCGCACCCCACUGUGCCUGAUGCUGCAGAGUGCCUCUCUGUGGAGGUGAGCCGGUGGCCUUCAGGAAGAGCAGGCUGAAGAGAGGUCAAAACUGUGAAGUACUUGGUUGCCAAGGGUCCAAACCCCAGUCCUGAAGUACAUGCUAAAGGAGGGAAAUGUUGAAUUAUUGUGCUGAAAUUGUACUGUAUCAGGGGCUCCGCCUCUCAAAUUCAUCAGGAGGAGGAAACCUUUGGGCUCUGUAUAAAUUGCUACCUAUUUAUGGACUCACCAGGCUGAGUUACUUGGAAUGUGUUCUGUUUAUUUACAGGGAUGUAAUUACUGACUUUUUUUUAACUUAAGACCAUAAGACGUAGGAACAGAAUUCGGCAAUUCGGACAAUUGAUUCUGCUCUGCCGUUUGAUCAUCUCCAGUGCAGUGCAUUUAUCCCUCAGUGUGUUUGUCCCCAGUGUAUUUACCCCCAGCGAGUUUGUCCCCAACGUAUUUACCCCCAGUGUUUGUCCACAGUGUAUUUGUCCCAGGUCUGUGUAUUUCCAUCAGUGUAGUUUCUGAAGUGUGGUGCAGUCACCACCAGUGGAAAACCAUCCUCACCAGUGCAUACAUCGCUGCUGCAGCUCUCUGACCCUCAGUGCCAAGCAUUUAUUUCAGGGGCUGUGUACCUCCCACAGUCUACUUAUCCCCAUUCUGAUUAUCCCUGAUGCCAUGCAAUUUCUCAGUGUGUAUCUGUCCUCUGUGUGUUUGUCAUCAGUGUAAUACUUUUAUUUGCACUACAAUAUGUUACCAUCACCAGUGCAACACACCCAUGCAUUUAUGGGUAAUGCAAUUUAAUAUCAGAGAUAUGACCGAACUGCACCUGCAGCCAAUCCCAGUCCUCUGGGCAUUUGUCAUUCGUCAUUGUAUCCCUUUUCUCCCCCACAAUACAGACGUCCAUAUCCACCAUCUUUCAUGUCCUUGGGAAAUUCCAGAGGUGUACCGAAUUAAAGAGAGAUAAAGAUAAAAAUUAGCAUAAUUUGUCACGUGUACAUUGAAACAUACGAUGAAGUGUCUCAUUUGCAUCAACAACCAACACAGUCUGAAAAUUGUGCAGGGCAGCCCACGACUGUUGCUAUGAUUCCAGUGCCAAAGUAGCACUCCCACAGCUCACUAACCCUACCUGUACAACUGUGGAGUGUGGGAGGGAAACCAGAGUAUCCGGAGGAAACAUGGGGAGAACGCACAGAGUCUUUGCAGACAGUGGCAUGAAUUGAACCCCAAUCGCUGGCACUGUAAAGCCUUGCAUGAACUUGAUACUUUACCACGGUGCCCACAUUUUUUUUCUGCAGUAAGGCAGAACGUGCAGCACCCACCGGGUCCUCUGGGGACCCACAAACAGCAACGAAAUUACAACCUGACUGAGUCAGGUCAAGUUUAUUGUCAUGUGCACAAGUACAAGGAGGUUCAUAUGGCAGGACUUUCAUAUGAAGAAAGACUGGAUCGACUAGGCUUAUACUCACUGGAAUUUAGAAGAUUGAGGGGGGAUCUUAUUGAAACGUAUAAAAUUCUAAAGGGAUUGAACAGGCUAGAUGCAAGAAGAUUGUUUCCAAUGUUGGGGAAGUCCAGAACGAGGGGUCACAGUUUAAGGAUAAAGGGGAAGCCUUUUAGGACCAAGAUGAGGAAAAACUUCUUCACACAGAGAGUGGUGAAUCUGUGGGAUUCUCUGCCACAGGAAACAGUUGAGGCCGGUUCAUUGGCUAUAUUUAAGAGGAAGUUAGAUAUGGCCCUUGUGGCUAAAGGGAUCGGGGUAUGGAGAGAAAGCAGGUACAGGGUUCUGAGUUGGAUGAUCAGCCAUGAUCAUACUGAAUGGUGGUGCAGGCUCAAAGGCUGAAUGGCCUACUCUUGCAUCUAUUUUCUAUGUUUCUAGGUUGAGGUUUCAUUGAUAAACUUGCUUGCAGCAGCAUCACAAGCACACGGGUACAGACAAUAUACAGAAUGUAAAUAAUACAUGAAUUGUACAUAAAAUUAUAGUAAAAAUUAUGUAAUUCUGUGAAAAAAAGGUACGGGGACAAGGUUAAAGAUGUCCCGGGCAGUCAGUUCAACAAAAACUACAGCAAAGAUGAUAAGAGGCAUAGAUAGAGUGAAUGGACGGCACCUUUAUUCAGGGUGGCAUGCUAGCAGAGUGGUUAGCACAACGCUUUACUGUACUAAUUCCCGCUGCUGCUUGUGAAGAGUUUGUAUGUCCUCCCCAUGACUGUGCGUUUCCUCUUGGUGCUCUGGUUUCCAAGGACAUACUGGUUGGUAGGUUAAUUGAACUUUGUAAAUUGUCUUGUGAUUAGGCUAGGGUUAACGCGAGGGAUUGCUGGGCGGUGGGGGUCGAAGAGGCUGAAGGGCUGUAUCUCAAUAUAUAAACUGUAUAUCAGAGGGCACCCAUUUCAGAUGUUUGGAGGAAAGUAUAGGGGGUGUUUUUACACAAAGAGUAGUGGGUGUAUGGAAUGCACCAGGCAUGGUAAUAGAGACAGAUACAUUUGGGACAUUUAAGAGACUCUUAGGCACAUGGAUGAAAGAGAAAUGGAAGGUUAUAUGCAGUGUAGAAGUGGUUAGAUUGUGAAUUUAAUUUAUAUAGGUUGGCACAACAUGGGCCUGUACCGUGCUGUUCUAAGUUCUAAAAAAAAAACAAAGACACAAUCAAAGACAAGUCCAUUGCAGAGUAUAGUUCUUGAGGUGAUAUUGGUGUCAAAGUUUAUAAACAUCAGGCCCUUCAGCCCAACUGGUCCAUGAUGACCAAGGUUCCUAUCUACACUCAUCCUCUAAACUUUUCCUGUCCAUGUAUUGUCCAAGUGACCCUCAAACAGCUCAUUGCACACUGGGUAUAGAAUUUGCCCCUCAGGUCCCUUUUUAAUCUUACUCUCUCAACUUAAACCUCUGCCCUCUAGUUUCAGACUCCCCAAGCCCCGGGAAAAGACUGUGACUAUCCACCUUGCCGGUGCCCCUCAUUAUUUUAUAUAUCUCUGUAAGAUCACCUCUUAGCCUCCAGGGAAAGCAGUCCCCAUAUAUAUAGUCUCACCUUACAACUCAAGCCCUCCAGCCCAGGGAACAUUCCUGUGAAUAUUUUUGACAUCUUCUCUAGCUUAAGACCAUAAAACCAUAAUCCUAUCCUUCCUACUAAAACAACCCAUGGUACUCCCAGGUUCAGCCUUGCCAACUUUUGUUGAGGGGAUAGAUAUUGUCCGGGUCACUGCAGAUAACGCUCUCAAUCUUCUAUAGCAGUGGCCUGUCCUAAGGGAGAGUGGUGUGGCAUCUGAUGGACUUGGUGGGUGGAACGUUGGUCUCAGGUUGGCUUGGAAGAUGGUGCAUAGCCAAGGGUUGUUGGUGUGUGGGCAUGGAUACAGAGGGUUAGGUGAAUGACAUAGGCUGGGGCUUGGCCACAGGAAUGGCACUCUGCUACCAUAGAGUUAGGCACAGUGUGUGGAGCACAAACAUGUGAUUGAAACCAUAGACAUAGAAGACUUGGGCCACUGUUCAUGCACCACCAUUUGCUCAUGUCUGAUUGUUUUUACCUCUCAAGCCUGUUUUCCUGCCUUCUCCCCAUAACUUCUGACACCCUUACUUAUCAAGUACAUUUCAACAUCUGCUUUAAAUGACUUGGCCUCCUCAGCUCUCUGUGGCAAUGAAUUCCAUAGAUUCACCAUCUUCUGGCUAAAGAAAUUGUUCUUUAUCUCUUUUCUAAAGGGAGGCCCUUCUAUUCUGAGGUUGUGCCCUCCGGUCCUAGACUAUUCCACUAUUCUCUCCACAUGGAGAGGUGUGGAUAAAACCCAUCCACAUAGAAGCUGUAACUAGGAAAUAUAGGAAACCAGGAGAGGGGGAGUCCAGGCAAUUCUCAGUCUCCCGAGAUUUAUACUUCACACAAAGAUAUCAAUAAAUGAUUAACUACAGUUUCAAUUGUUAUAGUCACCUAUUUAAAAUCUUGAAUAUAUACAAAAUAGUGUAUAUUGGUAGCACUAGCUGAACUGCUUUAAAUAUUCAAUACUGGUAUCUGUUCCAAAAGCCUCUGGGUAUAAACUCCAGACACUCAAAAAUACCCUUUUGUUACGGGGUGAAGGAUGGUUCCAUGAAUAUACAACUAGCCAGGAGAUUAAAUGAAAAGACAUGUCCUGGACUGUGCCUUAUGUGGCCGGAAUACAUCUUUCUCAAUGUGCUAAUAGCCAGAAGAUUGAUCCGUUGUCUUCCCCCAUGUAGUUUUUAUGCUGGUUCCUGGAAGAUGGCAGCACACUUUGUUGCAUUGGCCUGUCUAGGUCCAACAAAUGGUGCAGAUACAUGUCUGAAAUGCUUCUCUUGUGAUCAAAAGACCCUGAUGGACAUUGGUAAUACAAACUACUGCAAUUCCAGUUCAUUGGCAAGACCUACAGUGGGGGAGCUACAUGCCUCGGGUUGUUAUACAGACCAGGCCCUCAUGCCAUGGUGUUGCCUGUUACAGACACUCAGGAGGAGCAGUGUGGGAGAGGAGAGGCACGGCAGGCAUGCUGAAAUCCGUGCUGGGUGGAGGGGUGGUCCUGCGGCCUGCUCUCCAGCUCCAGAUGAGGAACUGCUGUGUGUUUGUUCAUGCAAAAACAUGGCUCUCAGGACAACAUCCCAUUUACCAUCAACUUUCAGUCCAUGCCUCUCAGGGAUGUGCUAAUAUUAUUUUUGUGACUGGAUGUGCUACCAUAACUGUAUGUGCAGUGUGUGUCAGAAUGUACUGUUUUUCACCUUGGCCAUGGAGAUACACUGAUUCAUUUAGCUGUAUACAUGUGUAUGGUUGACAAUUAAACUUGAAUAAGAAG
Molecule: messenger RNA, 7538 nt
Organism: Hypanus sabinus (Atlantic stingray)
Lineage: Eukaryota; Metazoa; Chordata; Chondrichthyes; Myliobatiformes; Dasyatidae
Gene: brf1b
Product: BRF1 RNA polymerase III transcription initiation factor subunit b
Exons: 18
Coding region: 265-2331 (688 amino acids)
Biological process (GO): DNA-templated transcription initiation; transcription preinitiation complex assembly; transcription by RNA polymerase III
Cellular component (GO): nucleus; transcription preinitiation complex; transcription factor TFIIIB complex
Molecular function (GO): RNA polymerase III general transcription initiation factor activity; TBP-class protein binding; RNA polymerase III type 3 promoter sequence-specific DNA binding
Source: RefSeq, a predicted model, not a curated record